This is a messenger RNA of Manis javanica (Malayan pangolin), 3369 nucleotides long. Lineage: Eukaryota; Metazoa; Chordata; Mammalia; Pholidota; Manidae. The record is from RefSeq and is a predicted model, not a curated record.
GUGACGUAGAAGAGUUCCGGCUUCGGCCCCCGCCGCUCCUCCCACCACUACAGCCACUGCCGCCGCCACCGCCGCUGUUGGGGGUGGUUUGUUAUUUCUAAAAUGGCGCCCCUGGACUUGGACAAGUAUGUGGAGAUAGCGCGGCUGUGUAAGUACCUGCCGGAGAACGACCUGAAGCGGCUUUGUGACUAUGUUUGUGAUCUCCUCUUGGAAGAGUCAAAUGUCCAGCCAGUAUCGACACCAGUAACAGUGUGUGGAGACAUACACGGACAGUUUUAUGACCUUUGUGAACUAUUCAGAACUGGAGGUCAGGUUCCUGACACAAACUACAUAUUUAUGAACUUCAUUAAUGAGAGCUCUUCCGUUUCUUUCAUAGAUGAGUGCCAGACCAAAUAUGGAAAUGCUAAUGCCUGGAGAUAUUGUACCAAAGUUUUUGACAUGCUCACAGUAGCAGCUUUAAUAGAUGAGCAGAUUUUGUGUGUUCAUGGUGGUUUAUCUCCUGAUAUCAAAACACUGGAUCAAAUUCGAACCAUUGAACGGAAUCAGGAAAUUCCUCAUAAAGGAGCAUUUUGUGAUCUGGUUUGGUCUGAUCCUGAAGAUGUGGAUACUUGGGCAAUCAGUCCCCGAGGCGCAGGCUGGCUUUUUGGCGCAAAGGUCACAAAUGAGUUUGUUCAUAUCAACAACUUAAAACUCAUCUGCAGAGCACACCAACUAGUACACGAAGGCUAUAAAUUUAUGUUUGAUGAGAAGCUGGUAACAGUGUGGUCUGCGCCUAAUUACUGCUAUCGUUGUGGAAAUAUUGCUUCGAUCAUGGUCUUCAAAGAUGUAAAUACAAGAGAACCAAAGUUAUUCCGGGCAGUUCCAGAUUCAGAACGUGUUAUUCCUCCCAGAACGACGACGCCGUAUUUCCUUUGAGGACUUCGCCCAUCCUGCUGACCCAUUUUUGUGCCCUCUUACCCCAACUUUUGUGUAUUACCCUCUACAAUAUACUUUUUAUUGAGCACUUUGCUGCUGAAAUGCUGCCUCUUGCCUUUUUUUUUUUUAUUUUAAAUUAUCUAAAUUUAUUGUUUGUUACGGUGUCUAUAACAAUGUUUUCUAUCAUUUUCUCCCGGAUCCCAUCCCCACCUUGGACUCAUUUGAGAAGACUUGAGAAAUGUCUUAAUACUCACACUGCUGCAUGUAGCUCUUGCUUAUUUACUGGUGUGGGGAACACAGGAUGUGUUUCCUUUUUUUAAAAAGCCAAUUGACAGAACAGACUACACUGAAAUACUACUCCUUUUGUAUCAGUCAGCCCUUUGUUUUAGUUUGGUAAGUUUUAAGAAAUUUCAGCAGCAAAGUUGUUAUUCAGUAGGCAUGAUGGACUGCAAAUGCCUCGAGUUCUGUAUACCUGUCCCAGCUGUAAACUUCAUUGUCCUUUGUUGGAUGAUAUUUUAAAUGGAUAUAAAAUAAAUUGCUCUAAAGGGCUGCCCUCCUUGUUGCGUUUUUAAAUUUUAGUUAAAAACUGCUACAGCUUAUGACUUUGUACAUUAAGAUAAUUGUAUUGAUCUUUUUUCAGAUUCAUUGUAUUUUUUAAUAAAGUAAUCUUAAAUAAAACCCAGAUAGGUUAAAGUGUUAGAAAUUUUAAACAGCUUACAUUGUUGGUUUAUUCUUUUUUUUCUUUUUUCUAAUCAGAACUCUUAACCCUUUGGUUAUUGAGUUUAAAACUCCAAUUGAAAUUCAGUACUAUUUAUUUAAAAAAAGAAAUUACUAAACUGUGCCUAAAGAACAUAACUGCCAUAUUAAUGUUUUGGUUUAUAUCCUCUCUAGUAAUAGAAAAACAUUUAAUACUUGUAAUACUGAUGUAUUCAUUUGAUAGCAGUUGAGUAGAAUGUGAUCAAUCCAGUUUACAAUUUAUCAUGAGUAUCAACUAAGUAAAAUCUGUGUACUUUUCAAUAGGAAACAUUCUUCUCAUGCUGUAACACUUCACCUUAACUUUUAGAAAGUGUUCAUUUUUUAACUGGAAAGCUUGAAAAGUCAGGACUCUUGUAUUUGUGAACUGUAAUUUGAAGCAGAUUUUAAGAAGUAUAGAAAGAAACAAAUGUCCUUUUUUGUAAAGGUCUGUGAUACCAUGUUUUGGCUUUGUGUAAGUAAUUUGAAUAUCCAAAGGGUUGUGAUGAUCAGUUCUUGAUAUGCAACUGUCCACUUAACUAAGGACAAGUGUUCCAGUGUCCCUUAUGACUGUGGUCAUAAAUGAUGUUGGAAUUUACCACUUUGUGAAAUACUUGGUAUCCCUUUACUACUAUAAUUAAUUUUUGUCAGUCCAGGAAAUCUUUGUGAAGCCAGCCAAUUAAUAAAGCACUUUAGCAUCUGUUCAGGUAGCUUUGAAAACCCACUUUUCCCCUUCAGGAUAAGAACUUCCAGGUUACCUAAAAAUGCAAUAAAAAUGUUUAUAGUCUAAGCUUCUUGGCAUAUAAUUUUUCAUCAGGGUUUUUCUUGUAUUAAAUAAGCACAAUACUGUUUUGAUUUCUUUUCCUCCAUUCCCCAGCUCCUUGUUACUCUUUAAUCGUGAUCACUGUAUUACAGAAGUGGCUGAGACAUGUGCUGCACACACUUGAACUGUGGGGUCAGUAGCUUUGUGCUAUUGCCGUGACCCCAGCGUAAAUCAGAGGGAAAGGUAAUUUUAUUUUACAGGAAUAUUUAGCUAUGUAUUUUACUAAUUAUGAAACACUGGAAAUUAAUGGCCCAGACAACUUGGUGUGGUCUUUAAACAGCUCUCUGCAGUAUUUUUUUCUGUUAUCAUAAUUGUAUUUAAGUGCUUGCUCUUGACUGCUUUUAAGUUGUACCAAUAAAACCAGUAACCCUCAGGCCUCCCUUCGCAUUUGAUGCUCCUUAGCUUAGAUUGAUGUAGUUGUUUUAGUCAUCCCUGUAAUGUGAUUUUUACUUUUAAGUCAUGGUGUACUGCAUUUGUUUGUCAGUAGUUGGGGCAUGUGCCAAUAAUAUUCUGUCCAUUCCUUAACUGCCAUCUCUGUUUUGCCUGAUUUUUUUUUUCUCUUCAACUGAAUACAUAACCUUGAACACAACUUGUUACAUAACCUUUUUGCAUGAAAAAAAAGUUUUACUAUUAGACAUGUAAGGGAAGAGAGUGAAUGUUUGGACUUUGUAAGCCUAAAAGGAAUAUUUGGCUCUCUCUAAUCAACAAGGGCUAUGUAUUAUACAGAGUACUCAUGUGGUGGAAGAUACUUGCAAGUUACGUUUUGUAGGCAGGAGAAUCUGUUAUUUCCUGUAUCUAGGCUGAAUGUAAAAUCCCUUAUAUUGUAUUGAUGGGGGUAAUAACUUUUUAUUUGCCUAUGAUAUACUUGGUUUCUAAUAAAGUAUCCUAGGCUCUAGUGA